This is a messenger RNA of Mesorhabditis spiculigera, 4149 nucleotides long. NCBI's taxonomy places the organism in Eukaryota, Metazoa, Nematoda, Chromadorea, Rhabditida, Rhabditidae. The record is from the annotation of a GenBank genome assembly.
AUGCGCGUGGGCUCAUCGGGGUCCCGGGUGGGGACUGGCCGGUUGGCCCGCUUCUCCCAGAGCAGCAUCCGGGCCAAUGGGGCAGCCGCUGGGACUGUCAGCUCGGCUGGCGGUGCCCCACUGACGAGUGCUGAUCCGUUGGCCGGCGGCCGGGCGGUGAAGCAUCGAUUCGAGAUUGUGAAGAAGCUGGGAUCGGGUACCUACGGGAAAGUGUCACUCGCUUAUGAUCACAAAAUGGACAGAGAGGUGGCCGUGAAGCUGAUCAAAAAAUCGGCCAUCGAGAACAAGGCGGAUCUGGUGCGGAUUCGGCGUGAGAUUCGGAUCAUGUCGGCGCUAAAUCAUCCGAAUAUCAUCCAAAUCUUUGAGGUGUUCGAGAACAAGGAGAAGAUCAUCCUGGUGAUGGAGUACGCGAACGGGGGUGAACUUUACGAUUUUGUGUCGUCGAAAGGGUCGCUGCCGGAAGCGGAAGCGAGGCGGAUAUUCCGGCAGAUUACGUCGGCCGUCUUGUACUGCCAUAAGCACCUCGUCGCGCAUCGAGAUCUCAAGCUCGAAAACAUCCUCCUCGACGAGCAGGGCAACGCGAAAAUUGCCGACUUUGGCCUGUCGAAUUAUUUUGCCGACAAGAACUUGUUGACGACGUUUUGCGGGUCUCCCCUCUACGCAUCACCCGAGAUCAUCAACGGGACACCUUAUAAAGGACCGGAAGUUGAUUGCUGGUCGCUGGGAAUUCUUUUAUACACGCUCGUCUACGGGUCAAUGCCAUUCGACGGACGUGAUUUCAACCGGAUGGUUCGCCAAAUCAAACGAGGAGCAUAUUAUGAGCCGGAGACGCCGUCUACUGCCUCAAUGCUAAUCCGAAACAUGCUGCGGGUGAAUCCAGAGCGAAGAGCCACAAUCUUCGAUAUUGCUUCCCACUGGUGGCUGAAUUUGGAUGAGGGCAUGCCGGUUAUUCAGGAGCUACCUGAGAAUCAGAUCACUGACCACACCCCACUGACUGAAAGAGCAGAGACGAUGGUGGUCCAAGAUCUAGCCGACGAGACGGACGUCUUCAUGGAGUUCGGCCAUCUCUCCCAUGAGACGAGGAGAAAGAUUGAGGAAUUCAGGAGGAGAAGGAAGGAGGCUGAGGAAUAUAAUGAUGCCUGCCCGGUUAAGCCGCCGAAGACCCGAAAAACGGAGAACGGUGUCACGACGGAGGAGAUGAGGAGCGACGAGAAGAGCCUCGUCGGCAGAAAGGAGGAGAAGAAUGAACUCUUUGACGAUCCGCUAGAGAGGCUACGACAGAUCGAGAAUAAACUCUCUGGAAAGGGAUCGGCUAGGCGCGUCUCCAAAGUCGAGGAGCUGAAGGACGAAGAGCGAGCGACACCAUCAAGUUCGACCCCUCGUCGAGAUUCCUGGAAAGGUGGAGCCCCAGCCUUCAUCGGUCGCGAUGUUUCUCCUCCCCCGGCUGCUCCUCCCCCAGCCACCACAUCCUCGACGACGAUGAGGGCCGGCUCGGGGUGGAGGCUCGAGACCGACUCGUUGAAUGUGUUGAUGAACCAGGUGCUCGAGCAGAUGGAGAAGGGCCCUGUGAGUCUGAAUAUGGUCACCAGAAUCAAGGCCCAUCCCCUCUACGAUCAUCGGCCCAUGGUCAAGGAGUUGCUCGAAUCGAUCAUUGCCACCCAGCCACAUAGUGUAGCCGAAAAGAUUGCACAUCAGCCGACCAGCCCGGUCAAGCCGAAGCCCACGACUUCGGCGAGUGGGAAGAAGAAGCUCCAGACGAGACCGUGGAAUAGCGUCGAGGUCGGCUUCGACGAAGAUGUGGCCCUUGAGCAGCCACACGCCAGCGUCGUCAAGAAGGAGAAGACGGGAAAGAUAUCUCCAGAAGAAGGCGACAGCGAGGAGGAAGAAUAUUCCGACAGUGAGCUCGAGGAGUUGGCCGAAGAGGUGGAGCAGGAACUACAGGAACCCACCCAUAUUCAGGUCGAAAAAACGGCUCCUGCCCCGGCUACUGUACCCCCAAAGGUGGAGGUGGUGGCCGAACCCGCACCCCCAGAUCCGGUCCUCGCUUCGGGUCCCGCCGCGGAGGUGCCGCCUGUCGACCCACAAUUCCUUGACGCCUUCGAUCGAGGGCUCAUCAAGAGGCAGUCAAAGGGAAAAUAUCAGAAUAUGAUGGCCGAUCUAUAUGGGCGGGGAAUGGUAUUGGAAGAGCCAGAUCUGCCACGACGGAGAAUUAUUGGCGGUCCCCAGCCUACCCGCGAUCUUUCGCCACUCCUCUUUGACAAGGCCAAAAAGUACAUCAUGACGUACCCGAACGUGGCCGGAGACGGAAGUGAGGGAGAGGAGCUCGAGAAUGGAGAGGGGAAGAAGAAAAAGAAGAAGAAGACCCAGGCACCGCCGUGGAGGGGAGUGGCUGCACAUUCAAGAUCACCGUCGCCGACAAGGGGGUGUGCCGGUUCGGUCCCGCCGCGAACCCCUCCACUCCUCAAAAGUGAUACGGAGGAAGAAACCGAUGAGGAUGAGGACGAGGAAGAGGAGGAGGAAAAACCCCAACCUGCUGCUCCUCAAAAACCGGCCUUCACCUCCCCGACUCAGGCCCCUACAGCUACCAAUGGAACCGUCGAAACAGCACCAAAACCCAUGCAGGGCAAGUAUAUCGUCACCGUAGCUGAGCUGAAGUCCCCGACGAGCAAAUACGCCCCGACCACCAACGGCCACCCGGCGGCUGCAAAGCCCGCAGCUGCGCCGUCGACCGUCGCUCCAGUAGCCAUCGAGCCGAAAGAGUACAACCCCGUACACUUGACCGCCGGCUCCCGUCUCUCCGUUGAGGGGCCAAGUGGCGGUGGGGCAAUUGGUGGUGGUACUGUAGCGGGUACAGUAGGAAAUGGUCCCACCACGGCCAGUCGGCCACGACCCCAGGCAUACACCCGGAGAGCCAUCUCCUCCGUUGGGGAAACGGCCGAUCUGGUGGCCCACUAUCUGGGCAGGGCCCAGGCUAAGGAGAAGGAGAAGGAAAACGUCGAAUCGCCGGAGAAGGACGAUGAGGCCGGCAAGGAUAAGGCCGGAAAGCACUCCUGGGAAUCGGCGGCUGCCUAUAUCCGGCGGAAAAACCGCGAGCGCCGCAUCCGGAACCGGACGAUUGGCGAUCCGGAGGAUGUGCUACGGGCGCUGAGCGGUGUGGAUAUCGCUGGCAGCGAGAGCCGAGGCGACUACUCGUCCACUUCGAACUACAGCGCCGGCACCGGGUAUACGCCGAGCUAUAUGGAUCGAGCCACGCGCGCUACCAGGGACUACUCGCCCGAACGUGAUUACGGUUAUGGGACCCGCGGCGGCACCUCCACUCAUGCCACUCCUGCCAGCUCAAGGAAAUAUGAUGAGGACCCUUCAACGGCUCCAUGGAACGUCAACAGGUUCGAGGUGUACCGCCCACUGAGCGGUGUUCGUUCCCGCCUGGUCACCCCCGAACUCUCAGCCGUCUCCGAGCACCCAGCCGGCGCCUAUUCCUCAUCCAGCUAUGGCUAUGGUGGCUAUGAGCGCGACUCGCAUCUGGAUCGCGAGAGCCUCGGACGGGACGAUAAGCCGAGGAGCAUCCUAAAAAACAAGAAUGACGUCGAGCCGGCGUCAAGCGUCGGAGGGGUCCGGGGCGUCAUCGAUCGGCUGAGACGGCAUUUGAGCCUCGAGAAGACGCAGAGCCCUCCGCCGGUUGCAUUCCCAAGCAGCGAUGCAGCCAAGAUGAAGAAGCGUUCAUCGAUCGACAUGAACCGACGGAAGACGAGCGAGCUGCGGCUUGGAGAUGGCGGCACCAUCACCACAAUUGGGUAUUCGGAGGCGUCUAGCGGCUACAAGCGUGCCAGUCCUCCGCGCGAUACAAAGGGAUUAUCCUGGCGGACCGAACCGUCGACCACAUCUACCGAUUAUCCCUAUUUGGGGGCUAGCUCGCGCUACGACACGGGCACGAGCAGCACGGCCGACAAGUACGGCGUGGGCAGCAGCAGCGGCUACACGUCGAAACUGUCGACGACGGCGAGCGCGUCUCGGGACCCGCCCUACGUGCCCCAAUAUCGCAAAUAUCCGGGUUCCUCGACGGGCCGCGACUCGUCGGCCCUCAAUCGCUACUCGUACACGCCGGGGGCUACGCAACGCUACACCUGGUACGAUGACCCCAAUAUCUAC